CUCGGCACAGGCCAGCGUGGAAAGGCCCGAAGCCUUUGGACUACUCCUGCCAUUGGGGCAGUUCUCAUCUAGCGACUUCAGUGUGCGGCUAAAGAGAUAUCGGAGUCCUCUCAGCAACAUGGAAUCGUGCGGAACAGGCCGUGCUGAUAUCCGUACGAUACUCGACCACGCGGGAAGUGAUAGCCGUUAGCUUCUGUCUGAGGCGUCAAAUUACGCGGAGUGUUGAGUUUCCCAGACCUUGCCCGCUGUUCGAUGACAUCAUGGCAACAUCCCAUUCCCCACAAGGAGGAGAGGAGGCGGUAUCGGAUGGGGUCGAAGAAGCUUUCGCACCCACAGAAGAGAAUGACGGAGAGAGUCCCUUUGAUGAUGCUGUCUUCCACGCCCAGCUUAACCACCAUUUCCUCACUCAUUCUCGGGGAUCGUCCAUCAAUUUGUCCUUCGACCUUUCGUCGUCGUCAUCUGAGGGGGACGAGGAUUCGGAGGGAGAUGAAUUCAGGGAGCAGAUUCUCACCGAUCCGAGCCGUGUCCGGUUGUACAUAAAAGGGAAACUCCAAUAUCACUUCAUGAGUCCACUAGAGAAGUGGCGUUACAGACAAGUAUUCCCGUGGAAAUUGAUCUUCCAAGUUGUUAAGAUAUUCGUUGUCACAUUUCAAAUUCUCUUGUUUGGCAUGGACAGUACUCAAUUCUACAAAGAAGAAGCCGCAACAGCUACAGCCCUCAAAGCGUAUUUCCUCACGGAUUGGGAUCCAAUUCGAGAUGUGUAUUUCUAUCCGCCCACGGACGGCCCUUACGCAGUAUACACGAUGACGGAACUCUUUGAUAGCAUCGAUACGGUCGUUCAACGAUACGCGAAUAUAACGGAGGAACCGAUUGGCUCGUUUCGUUACGACUCCGCCGAUGGACAUCUGGUUCCCCCGAAGCUUUGUCUUGAAUUCUACGAAACUGUCAAAGUGUUUCCCUUCAACUCAUCGAUAAGUUUCAACAACAAGGUCAAGUUCCGAUGUCUACCGAUUGAUCCGCCGAGCUACAACAACUUCUCUAUCCUUGCCUUCCUGAAUGAGACUGCCGCACUUGAUCUUCAGAGAUUGAUAACAGCCAGAAUAAACUUCUCGCUGAGAACUGUAUAUCGACGGUCUCGACCCGUACAUGACUAUUUUGUUGCCUACCGAAUGGAUACAAACAUCAUUUACGACAAUAUGCAUCAUGACGGAAUGAUCAAGGUUCUGCUGAAAGUCAGCGGCGCGACGAACGAGGGUGAGAAGACAUUCUUGGAUGAGGGCGUGCAUCCAAGCGAGCUCCUUGCGCGACAGGCUUUGAAUGUCUCCGUCAUAGUCCUCUGUGUGAUAUCACUGUUCCUCUGCUUGCGAUCGAUGGUGCGGUGCAAUUACUUGCUGAAAAAAACCAAAGAAUUCUUCGUCACCAACAUGGGGACCGAACUCUCGUUCGGAGACAAGGUGGAAUUCGUUGAUUUCUGGCUCUGCUUGAUCGUCUUGAACGACAUUCUCGUCAUUUGUGGAACCGCGGUGAAAAUCACAAUCGACCUUCAGAUCAUUUCAAAGACGCGCUUCAUGUGCGCGUCCGUUCUGCUCGGAACUGGGAUUCUCCUCGUUUGGUGUGGCGUUUUGAGAUACCUGGGAUAUUUGAAAACAUACAAUGUCCUCAUAUUGACUCUGAAGCGAUCGACGCCGAAUCUUCUCAAGUUCUUGAUCGGGGCCAUGACCCUUUUCUUCGGCUACGCCAUCUGCGGAUGGGUGGUGCUGGGCCCGCAUCAUCUCAAGUUCAAAACUUUUUCGACGAGUAUGGAGUGCCUUUACGCCAUAACGAACGGUGACGACAUUUUCGCAACCUUCGCGCUCGCCACAGACGAAUACGCUAGUCUGCAUAUAUCGCCGAUGAUCUGGUGGUACGAGAUUUUUUUGUACUCGUUCGUCAUCUUGUUCAUCUGUGUUGUGAUCAAUUUGUUGUACGCGGUAAUCAUCGACGCAUACGAAUCGAUAAAGGAGACGUCGGAUGCGAGUAGGCAGCCUAAGAAAAGUCUCGUUAGAGACUUCAUCCAGGAACGUCUCGAAAAAGCUUCGAGCAUCAAUUACAUCCUCGAUGAAGAAUUCGAAGGGCGAAUGAGCACGCUGGAGCUCCUCUUGUGCUGCUUCCCUUCGUGGUUCAGAAGGGGAGCGCAAUCCGACGAUCAAGCUCUGAUGGCUCGAAGGAACUCACGGCGACAAUCGCGCUUGGUUAGACAGGACGCGAUCGUCAUCGACGAAUGAAACCCACAGUCGCGCCAACGGAACUCCUCCAGUGAUCAGCUGCCAAAGUUCAUAAAUCGAGUCCCUCGAAGCCAAUGUUCGGCGGGAGGCUGCGAAGCACGGAGUGGUCGUGUGAUUUAUCCGCUGGGCGAGAGUCUGAAAUCUCACGGAGAAAAGAUCAACCAGAUACGUCAAACUUCUGUAAAUACGUUACAACAGAUAUAGCGGGGGCAGAACAAGGAUUCACGAU
Messenger RNA from Galendromus occidentalis (western predatory mite), 2493 nucleotides. Its product is annotated as mucolipin-3. The record is from RefSeq and is a predicted model, not a curated record. Lineage: Eukaryota; Metazoa; Arthropoda; Arachnida; Mesostigmata; Phytoseiidae. Gene Ontology annotation, cellular component: lysosomal membrane; plasma membrane. Gene Ontology annotation, molecular function: NAADP-sensitive calcium-release channel activity.